UUCAAGAUAUCACGUGAUCCUAUUUUUCCUCUUUCCUCUCUCCUCUUCUUCUCCUCACUCGAACUCAAUCAGAACUCAGAAGACUAAUGCUCUUCUUCAAUGGCGUCUGAAAUCCGACCAAUUAUACUGUUUAAGUUCUAAGAUUUGAAGUCUGCAGUUUACCGUAAGAUAUACGAGUAAGAAUUCAACACAAUCCAGAUUUUGUGAAUCCGCUGAAUUCCCCUUGGAUUACGUUAUUGUAAAUUGCGCAUAAUAUCAUCAGAAAAAGGUGUUUUGUUAGAAUUGAAAAGAUGAGGUUGUUGAAGGUAGCAACAUGCAAUUUGAAUCAAUGGGCAAUGGAUUUCGACUGUAAUUUGAAGAAUAUCAAAGAUUCUAUUUCUAAGGCUAAAGCUGCUGGUGCUGCCAUUCGAUUAGGCCCUGAGCUCGAAAUCACUGGUUAUGGCUGUGAAGAUCAUUUCUUAGAACUUGAUACUAUCAAUCAUGGAUGGGAGUGCUUGAAGGAACUUUUGCUUGAGGACUGGACAGAUGGAAUGUUAUGUAGCUUUGGGAUGCCUAUUUUUAGAGGUUCAGAACGUUAUAAUUGCCAAGUUCUUUGUAUGAACAGAAAAAUUAUCAUGAUCCGACCAAAGAUGUGGCUGGCCAAUGAUGGUAAUUACAGAGAACUGCGUUGGUUUACUACAUGGAAGCAGAAAGACAAGAUGGUGGAUUUUGAGCUACCUCUCCUUAUUGCGGAUGCUAUAUCGCAAGAGACAGUGCCUUUUGGUUAUGGAUACAUUAAGUUCAAAGACACAGCUGUUGCUGCUGAAAUUUGUGAGGAGUUAUUUGUUCCAGUUCCACCUCAUGCUGAGCUUGCAUUAAAUGGUGUUGAAGUAUUUAUGAAUGCUAGUGGAAGUCAUCAUCAACUAAGAAAACUUGAUGUUCGUAUGCAUGCUUUUAAAGGUGCUACACAUAUUCGUGGUGGACUUUACAUGUACAGUAAUCAACAGGGUUGUGAUGGUGGACGCUUAUAUUAUGAUGGUUGUUGCUGCGUUGUUAUGAAUGGAGAUGUGGUUGCUCAAGGCUCCCAAUUUUCAUUGAAAGAUGUGGAGGUUGUAUUUGCUCAAGUGGACCUUGAUGCUAUUUGUAGCCUUAGAUGCUGUACAAGUUCUUCUCAAGAGCAGGCAAGCUGCAAACCAGUAGUCCCGUUUGUUAAAGCACCUUACAAGCUUUGCCAAUCAUUCCAUUUGGAAGAACCUAUUUCAUGUCCACUUGAGAUUAGGUAUCAUAAACCCGAGGAAGAGAUAGCUUUUGGACCUGCUUGCUGGUUAUGGGACUACUUAAGAAGAAGUGGAGCUUCUGGUUUCUUGCUUCCCCUUUCUGGUGGUGCUGAUAGCUCCUCUGUUGCUGCAAUAGUUGGGUGCAUGUGUCAGCUCGUUGUUAAAGAAAUUCACAAUGGGGAUGAACGGAUAAAAGCUGACGCGAAAAGGAUUGGCCAGUAUCCUGAUGGCCAAUUUCCAACUGAUAGCAAGGAGUUUGCGAAACGCAUAUUAUACACUGUGUUCAUGGGAACUGAAAAUAGUUCAGAAGACACAAGAUCACGCGCCAAAAUUCUUGCAGACGAGAUUGGGUCCUGGCAUCUUGAUGUCUGCAUAGAUGGUGUUAUUUCAGCCCUACUAACUUUAUUUCAGACACUAACAGGAAAACGCCCUCGCUAUAAGGUUGAUGGAGGAUCAAAUGCUGAAAACUUAGGGCUGCAGAACAUUCAAGCUCGUAUCAGAAUGGUGCUAGCCUUUAUGUUGGCGUCACUUAUGCCUUGGGUUCAUAACAAAGCAGGGUUUUAUCUUGUCCUUGGUAGCUCCAACGUUGACGAGGCAUUGCGUGGUUACUUAACGAAGUAUGAUUGUAGCUCAGCAGACAUAAAUCCUAUUGGAAGUAUCAGUAAGAUGGAUCUUCGAGCAUUCUUGCGGUGGGCAGCUGUCCAUCUUGGCUACUCUUCCUUGGCGGAGGUUGAAGCUGCUCCACCAACUGCUGAACUGGAGCCAAUACGCUCUAAUUACACCCAGCUAGAUGAAGUAGACAUGGGAAUGACAUAUGAGGAGCUCUCGGUUUAUGGAAGAUUGCGUAAAAUUCACAUGUGUGGUCCAGUAUCCAUGUUCAUGAGGCUUUGCUUAGAGUGGGGUUCAAAAUUGACACCGUCAGAGAUCGGCGAAAAAGUGAAAUACUUCUUUAAGUACUAUUCCAUCAAUCGACACAAGAUGACAGUGCUUACACCUUCCUACCAUGCAGAGAGCUAUUCACCAGAGGACAACAGGUUCGAUCUGCGGCAGUUUUUGUACAAUGCGAGAUGGCCAUUUCAAUUUCGCAAAAUUGAUGAGCUUGUAAAGGAGGUUAAUGGUAACAAAGUUCCCCAAAAGGGAUCAGAUGACAGAUAAUCCCGAGCUUAUAUCAGACCAUGUUGCCGGUAUGGGAGCUGCAUCAACUAGACCUGGAAACCCAGGUUUAAACUUAUAAUGCAUUAGCAAUGCAAGUUCCUAUUGCAUGAUUAACUUUGUGAUAAUAAUGGUGGAUUUUCAUCUUAACCUUGUACAUCUCUGUACUGAUUAAUUCAACAUCGUCUCCUGCCCUUUUCGUGUCGAAGGACGGGUAUUGUCAUAACUCUAUCCAACAGUUUCAACCUCUAUUCCUUGGUGCUCAAAGGCAUUAGAUGUAGAAAUCAAGUAGGUAAGAUCUUCAUGUAUAGGAUGGAGAAAAAUGGGAAGUGUAUAAAUCCAUGAAAACUAUUUUUUUCUGAAUAAGGUGGUCCUUUAAUGAAACAAUUAUGUAAAGUUUAUCAUAAUUUAAUUUUAUCUAUUGAUCUAUGUUUCCUUUU
Beta vulgaris subsp. vulgaris (sugar beet) is the source of this 2848-nucleotide messenger RNA. Its product is annotated as glutamine-dependent NAD(+) synthetase. The record is from RefSeq and is a predicted model, not a curated record. Gene Ontology annotation, molecular function: NAD+ synthase (glutamine-hydrolyzing) activity; ATP binding; glutaminase activity. The coding region runs from base 291 to 2411 and encodes 706 amino acids. Gene Ontology annotation, biological process: NAD+ biosynthetic process. The transcript has 13 exons. Lineage: Eukaryota; Viridiplantae; Streptophyta; Magnoliopsida; Caryophyllales; Amaranthaceae. Gene Ontology annotation, cellular component: cytoplasm.